AUUAACACGACAUUCUAAUUAAUAGGUCUAAUUAUUUGGGUGUAGUAUUCUCUGUGUUCGCAACACACUGUUGAUUUAAACUUGUGAAAAACUGUGAAUUAACUUUUAUUGUAAUUUCAGGUUUGAGAAAGCUUUCCAUUCGGUGUAGAAAACUUCAAGGUAUGGCUGCUAUAGUUACCCAAGAGCCCACUGGUGUUAUGGCAGGUGUACUGAGUGGACCACUGCAAGCACAGGCCCCUCUGCUCCCUGGUCCUCUGCCCUCCAGAGUGUUACACCCAGAUGAGCAGCUCCAGCGAAACCAGCCCUUAUACGUUCCCACUGUCCAGCCUCAUUUCCCAUAUCAAUGGUCCAUGUCAACACCAUAUGUUCCCUACAGUGGACUUCAUGGGUUAGGUUAUGGCAUGAUGCCACUAUUACUUCCACCAUGUUUGGAAGUCCCUGGAUACAUGAUUCCUCAUGCUCAACUGCCCAUAUUGGACUACAGGCAUAUAACUCCCCGUGUGGCUCCAACUAUUGCCCACCAGACCCACCGCUCCCAUUUCCAAAACAAUGUGCCCAUUGGUCGUGUAAUGGUCAGCUCAGAGGUGCAAACUGAACCCCUUUGUCAUAGCAUAGACUCACAUGGACAUGCAGCAAGAUCCCAAAAUUGUUCUGAAUCAGGUAGGGGUACUGGCUGUGGUAGUCCAGUGUCAACAUCACCCUGCUCCUCAGAUAACAAAUCUGUAGCUUGCCCUGAAGGUACAUCCGUGCUGACUCAAAAUUGCAACGCCACCAAUGCUAAUUACACUACUGGUUUAUCUGCUGUUCCCAAGAGUGAAGUCCUCCAAGCUGAACGGGUGCAAAUCAAAUGCAGCGAAAUGCCUUCUGGGCUUAAGAUCUUUCAGAACAUGGAACUAGCUGGUCAUAACGAAACUGACCUUUUGCAGUGUAGCUUGGCAUCUGUACAAUCUUCAGAGGAUGUCGUCUUGUGCUCUUACCAGUCAUUAGCAUUAAGGAAGGAUAAACAGAGGGUUGAAGCUGGGAUGUUAAGAUACUCCAGUAAGCAUUGUCUCCCUGCUUGUACAGAAGUUAAUGUAACUUCUCCAUCUUGUAGAACUUUUAAAACAUAUCCUAAGCCAAGCAGAUCCGUCAUUACCCAAAGCAUUAAAGCAAAGAAAAAAUCAGAAAUGCCAUUUCAGGCAGAGGUAAAGGAAAAUGGAAACUCUUCCAAUGUUCACUUUAAGAUUCUGCGGCUGCCAUUUGACAUACAGAACCAUAACCAGCCUUGUCAGCUUGAGGCUUCUAUCUGGUCGGUAGAGUCUUUGAUCCCGUAUGUGCCUUCCAGUGAGUGGAUGAUAGAGAAUGGUCUUCUAACCCCUCAGAAACCUUUGAGCCCACUGAUUGAACCCAGUGACAUUAUCUCAAAGCCGAAUUGUGUUCCUGUAGGAAAGAAUCUACAAACUGACGCAUCAACUAAAAAUCAUGGUCUUCCACAUCAACUAGAAGCCUCUAUCUGGUCGGUAGAGUCUUUGAUGCCAUAUGUGCCUUCCAGUGAGUGGAUGGUUGAGAAUGGGUUUCUAACUCCUCAGAAACCUCUGAGCUCCCAGAUUAAACCCAGUGACGUUCUGUCAGAGCUGAAUCGGUCUUCCACUAGUGCUGUUUCAGUAGGGGAACAUCUACAAACUGGUGCAUCAACAAAGCGUGUGAACUCCCUCAAGGCCUGCUCACCAUACCGUCCCUCAACAAGCUGGCUGGCUGACUUUGGUAAUGUAUACUACUACAGUAAGUUACCCGUUGUACGACAACAGCCUAAUGUUCCAGAGAGGCAACUACCAAAGAUGUCCUUUGCCAUUAGUCUUGAAUCUUCUCCUCUCAGAAAUGGGAAAGAGACCAGGGACCAAAGACCAGUAAUUGGUGUCUCAGAUCAGAAGCAAAGAUCAUUUCAUACUUGCAAGUACAAAGCAAAAAGCAGUCCGAGGCUUGCUGGAUCUGCCAUGACGUGUGGUUUGGUUUCUCAUUCCACACUGGAGAAAAAACUUCCCUUCUGCCCAUCAUGUAGAUAUGACACAAAAGGAAAGGAUCAUAGAAAGCUUUCCUUUUCAGAUGGUCUUGGCUGCAAAAGAGAAGAGAUUGCUGAAGUGAAAACCUUUGACAAGAAGAGGGCUACUGAUGGAGUCCAUGAUACCCAAAAAAUGAUUUUAGGAAGUCAUUUGGCAAAAUGCUGUGCUGCUUAUCAGCCUAAAAUAAAAGAACAGACUGGAUUGUGUGAAAACUGCCAAUGCCUUAAUAACAGCCCUGCUCAAGAUAAAUGUGUUGACCUUGAAUGGAGAAUUUGGGAAACGAGUGGGGAAGACUGGAUUAUCAACCCAAAUAAGAGAUUGUUACAGAGACUGCAGAAAGACAAUGCAUGGAGAAGUAUGCAGGCAUCUAAAACUGAAAGAAGGAUCCGGAAAAAAGAAAGAGAAGAAUACACGCAAGAGCUCACACAAGAGGGAGACACAGUGCACACCCCAUGGAGAAAGUGAACACGCAUUAAUGUCACAAAUGUUUAAACCCGUUCGUCACUCAAAUACUUAAGUGUCAUUUUUAUGCAGUGAUUUAAUAAAGUACUUAUGACUGUAAA
Messenger RNA from Ctenopharyngodon idella (grass carp), 2602 nucleotides. RefSeq names its product bucky ball 2-like (gene buc2l). The record is from RefSeq and is a predicted model, not a curated record. The transcript is spliced from 5 exons. NCBI's taxonomy places the organism in Eukaryota, Metazoa, Chordata, Actinopteri, Cypriniformes, Xenocyprididae. Bases 162 to 2504 code for a protein of 780 amino acids.